Messenger RNA from Rhododendron vialii, 1559 nucleotides. Its product is annotated as protein FATTY ACID EXPORT 5. Lineage: Eukaryota; Viridiplantae; Streptophyta; Magnoliopsida; Ericales; Ericaceae. The transcript has 2 exons. Gene Ontology annotation, cellular component: membrane. The coding region runs from base 274 to 783 and encodes 169 amino acids. The record is from RefSeq and is a predicted model, not a curated record.
AAAAUGGGUAACGGAUUGGAGAUGGACCAACCGAAAAUCGGAGCCGUGGAGUGGGUAAAACACACGCGAAAUUCUGACAGCACUGCCACCGACCUCUUCCCAAUCCCACACAGUUGAAACUCUCUCUCUCUCUCUCUCUCUCUCUCUCUCUCUCUCUCUCUCCUUUUCUUUUCUUGGCUCCUGCAAAUUCGACCCUUAAAAAAGAUUCCCAUCUUCUUGAUCCCUGAAAACCCUAAUCCCAGACUCGAUUCAAGAGAUACCCUCUUGGUCAAAAUGCAUGAUUUUUGCUUCACGAUCCCGUAUGGGUUGAUUCUUGUAUGCGGAGGAAUCAUGGGCUAUGCCAGUAAAGGGAGCACAGCAUCCUUGGCUGGAGGCGCAGGCACUGGAUUGCUGCUCGUCCUAGCUGGUUACCUAAGUCUCAAAGCUUUUGGCCAGCGGAAGAACUCGUACUUAGCCUGGGUUCUUGAGACAGCUUGUGCUGCCACACUCACACUGGUCAUGGGUCAGCGCUAUGCUCAAACCUCUAAGAUAAUGCCAGCUGGUGUUGUUGCUGGGAUCAGGUACUGGAGGAGAAAUCAUGCCCGUUUCUCUGCUUUUCAUUUGCAUGUUGGGAGUUCUAUCGCACUUAGUUUUACGAUACAUAUUUUCCUUACCUUCUACCAAAUAUUCCGAGAGUCUAGAAUGCACUCGAUUUGCACUGUUAGUGCCCUUUCUUUAUCAUAUUUCUUUUCGAGUUGGUUUCCUAUUUGUUGGAUAUCUGAACCACUGCGUUUUGUUUAUUAAGAAACUCAAUCACCUCCUUUUGUUUAUGAGGUGGGUUAAAGAUUCUUAUGAACAUACCAUAAUCCUUCCAUCUAAGUUGUUGUAACUGGGAAAAAUUAAGAAGAUUUGAGGUAGGCUUUUAUGGCGUUCUCAACUAGUAGGAAAUGAAACGGUUCUUGGGUGGUAACUGAUUCCCAUGUUACUCAGACAAGAUGGCAAGACUUCCAGUAUGCGAUUAAUGGGACACAUGGGCGGACCCACCUUGGGGCACGUGGGAUCACGUGCCCCCACGCUCUUUAAAAAAAAAAAAAAUCGUUGGUUUUGUGUAUAUAUUUUAUAUAUGUCUGAAUGUAUGCAAGUAGUCAUUUGUUGGUGUAGUGGUAGGGUGUUGAGGCUUCAAGCAAGAGUUGGCAAGUUUGAGUCACCCCCUGUGCGCUAUGUGUUUUUGUUUUUGUUUUUUCCCCCCUAAAAUCCUAACCAAGGUGGGUCCACUUCCCUAGCAUCUCUGAUCAUUUGUAUGGUAUAGAAUAUGAACCCGUAUAUUGCAUUUGUAUACUUUUGGUUCCCAAAACUUGUACUCAUAGAGUUAAUAAUAGGAAAAUAAAUGAUGAACAUGUGAUAAUUUUGUUUUAACGCAUAUAGUCGAGGUACGCAAGUUUGCCCAAGUAGCUGAUUAUUAAAAUACAUAUAUACUUUAAAAUUGUUAAUUUUUCAUGAAUACUAAAAUUAUUUUGGAGUAAAUGUGCUUAACUGUAACUGGUAUAUUAUGGUUACAAAAAAAAUUGGUGCCCCCACAA